Molecule: messenger RNA, 3704 nt
Organism: Dermacentor silvarum
Lineage: Eukaryota; Metazoa; Arthropoda; Arachnida; Ixodida; Ixodidae
Exons: 23
Coding region: 220-3483 (1087 amino acids)
Molecular function (GO): oxidoreductase activity, acting on paired donors, with incorporation or reduction of molecular oxygen; monooxygenase activity; heme binding
Source: RefSeq, a predicted model, not a curated record
GACGUGAGAAGUAGGUCAAUCGAGGGUGCGGGCAACGGAAUGAGUAUGACCACGAACGCUCGUUUUUGGCAGGCUGUCAAAUUUCUUCGGCAGAGGUGAUCUAAACCACGUGAUCUGGGACUGAGGACACCGUUGUACAUGUCUUUCAAUGGCGCCGUAUAAAACGGUGAGGCCAAAAACGCCUUCAGUGAGACGAGUGACCUGCCAGAAACGAGGAAGAUGGACCCGUCCCUCGCUAGCCUGCCUUAUUUACUGCCAUGGACAGUGCUGAAAGUGGUGGCAACCUUAAGUGCGACAUUUCUAGGUAUUGUGGCCGUUCUUGUUGUGGUCGUCUACUACCGCUGGAGGCGCACGCAUGUGCACUUGAAGCAUCUUCCGGGCAUCGAAGAUGACUGGCCCUUCCUACGGAAUAUUAUCACACACUGGCACAUGAAGAGCAGAGAGAAAGAGCACGAUUUGGAUUACAAUGUCCUCUUCUUCGAGUACUUGAAUGCGGGUUCUCAAAGGAUGAAGCACCUGCCCUACUUCCGGGCCUACAUGGGAGACGUCCCCUAUCUGGUCAUCCACAAGGCGGAAGCUACUGAAGCAAUCUUCGGCAACCCUACCAUGCUGCAGAAAUCAAUUGAGUACACGUGGCUGCAUCCAUGGUUGGGAACAGGCCUCUUGACAAGCACGGGUGCCAAGUGGAAGACGCGCAGGCGAAUGCUGACGCCCGCGUUCCACUUCCGCAUCCUGGAAGACUUCCUGCCCGUCAUGAACGAACACUCGGUAGUGUUCAAGGACUUGCUCAAGCAGCACGUGGGAAAACCCGAUGGUGUGGACAUCGUGCCUUCGGUUGCACGCUGCACCUUGGACGUCAUAUGCGAAACUGCCAUGGGUACAUGUGUCAACGCCCAGCGAUGUUCUGACUCAAAGUACGUCCGCGCUGUGUUGCGGCUUGGUGAGCUCUGGUUCUCACGCGCCACGAAGCCCUGGACUUGGAAUGAUUUUACCUACAGAUUCACCGCCGAUUAUGUGGAGUUUAAUAAUAGCGUGAAUACUGUCCACACGUUCACGAGAAAGGUCAUCAAAGACCGGAAGAAAAUGCUCCUGGAGCUCCAGGCAGCGUCCGACCAAGUCGAUGGUGCAGGCGAGGACGAGUACUUGAACCUUAGCGGUUGUAGAAGGGCCUUCCUGGAUCUGCUGCUAUCCCAGCAUUUCAAGGACCCGUCGUUCACAGAGGAGGACAUAAGAGAGGAAGUCGACACAUUUACUUUUGAGGGUCACGAUACGACAGCUGUGGGAAUCAGCUGGACCCUGUACCUGCUGGGGCUGCAUCAGGACGUGCAGCAGAAGGUGUACGAGGAGCUGGAGGAUAUCUUUGGUGAUGACAGAGACCGAGACGCCACCAUGGAAGACAUCAGGCGAAUGAAGUAUCUUGAAUGUGCCAUCAAGGAGGCACAAAGGCUGUUUCCGUCAGUUCCACUUGUUGGGCGUCUCCUACAAGAAGACUGGACGUAUGAUGGCUACAUUAUACCGAAAGGAACAGUGUGCACAGUCUUCAUAUACGUCCUGCACCGAGACCCUAGGGAAUUUCCGAAACCGGAGGAAUACAUACCGGAGCGGUUCCUACCGGAAAAUUGCGUCGGCCGACAUCCGUUCGCCUACGUGCCUUUUUCUGCCGGCUACAGGAAUUGCAUCGGUCAGAAAUUCGCUUCGAUGGAGAUGAAGACACUUGUGUCCCGCGUGCUGAGGAACUACAAGCUGGAAUCAAUGUACCACAGAGAUAAGGUGCAAGCUGUGGCCGAACUUGUGCUUCGCGCUCGCAAUGGUCUGCGGAUACGCCUCACUCCACGAGAGUACAUGAACAGCUGCUCGGUGGAGCCAAGCAGGGUGGUAUCCUACUCCAGUGAUCGCGAGCUUCAGCCGCGAGGUGCCAUGGAGCCCGUACCACCGGUGUACAAGCCCCUGCUGCACAGCCGAAUCGUUUCGGCCUGCGUAUCCAUAGCGGCGAUCGCGGUGCUCUUCUACUGCGCACGGAUGCUGGCCCGCACGAUUCGUGCCUACGCUUGCCUAUGGAACAUUCCGCAUCCGUACGAGCGCUUUCCUUUCUGCUUGCUCCUGGAUUUGUGGCAACGCGUCGCCUCGAUGGACUCGUCGCUGGAAGUACCAGCCAAGUUAUUCAACUAUUUGGAUUCCGUGUUUUAUCAAAUCCAUGACCAGGACGUUACGGUUGCCUUUUAUGGCCCCAAGCCAUUUCUAAUCGCCGUGACCCCCGACACUGUUGAGCGGGUGCUGUCAAACACCGAGAAUGUAAACAAGUCGUUCCUGUACGCCAUGCUAAAAAGCUGGGUAGGCAACGGCCUGUUGACAAGCGAGAAGUUGAUAUGGAAGAAACGCCGAAAGGUGCUGACACCGGCGUUCCACUUUCGUAUACUCGACGAGUACGUGCCCAUUAUGAACCGAAGGGCGGCCCUGCUGUGCGACAAGAUGGCCGCGCUGGGACGGGACCACUUCGACGUGCUUCCAGUCAUGAGGCUUGCGACAUUCGGCAUUCUCUUCGAGACUGCUAUGGGAAUAAAGCUUGAUGAAGAGGAUGUCCAGAGAACCGGAUUCCUGAAGGUGAACGACGAAAUUGCUACGGCUAUCGUUACUAGGAUGAUGAAUAUACACCACUGGCCGGAAUUCAUUUACAAGCGCACCGAGGUUGGCAGACAGUUUUAUGAGAAAGUGGAGCUGAUAAAGAAAUACACUCGAAAUAUCCUCAGCUGCCGGAAGAAGACCUACAAGUUUGAUGGCGACGAGGCUGGGCAGAAGAAGAGUUUCAUGGACAUCCUUCUUCGUAUGCACAUGGAGGAAGGAAUCUUCACGGAGGAGGAAAUAAGAGAGGAGGUCAACACGUUCAUGAUUGGGGGAUUUGACACAACGGCCACCGCAGCUUCUUUUGCUAUGCAUCUACUGGGAAACCACCCGGAGGCUCAGGCGAAGGUUCACGAAGAACUAGACGCCGUGUUUGGUUCGGACCGAGAACGACCUGUAACCAGAGAGGACAUUGCGCAGCUCAAGUAUUUGGACUGCGUCAUCAAGGAAACCCUUCGGCUUUACCCACCGAUUCCGGCUAUUGCAAGGAAGCUCGGAGAAGACCUCAUUCUUGGAAAGCAUACCAUACCGAAGGGAACUGUCUCAGUUAUCUUCAUAUACUUCAUGCAUAGGCACCCACGGUUUGUCCCCAAACCAAAUGAGUUUAUACCAGAGAGGUUCCUAGAGUUUGACAAGGAGCGCCACCCGUUUCUCUACAUUCCUUUCGCCGGCGGCGCUCGCAACUGCAUAGGGCAAAAAUUUGCUCAGCUAGAGGACAAGAUUCUGUUGGCUCAGAUUCUGAGACGGUUCAAGGUGGAAUCGAAGACCCGUAACGAAGACCUGCAGCUGUCGCUGGAGCUCGUCUUGCGUCCCACACAAGGCCUGCACAUAAAGCUGACGCCAAGGGAUCACGCGGUCACGUAAACCGGAAGGCAGCCGUUGUAGUGCUGCACUAAAUUUAUUAUCGCACGCAUAGUCAAUGUCACUAUAACUGCAUCUUGCAGGAGCGAAGCAGUAGCAUCGAUCUUUCUAUUCCGCGCAAGUGGAUUGCGUGGACAGAAAGCUCUUACGCGUGCUGCUGGCCGUUGUAUAUAUGUACAGUACGUCAAAUAAUUUUAUUGAAUAAAGUUCCUCGAAACAAUGUU